Messenger RNA from Pistacia vera, 630 nucleotides. RefSeq names its product secreted RxLR effector protein 161-like. NCBI's taxonomy places the organism in Eukaryota, Viridiplantae, Streptophyta, Magnoliopsida, Sapindales, Anacardiaceae. The transcript is spliced from 3 exons. Bases 1 to 630 code for a protein of 209 amino acids. The record is from RefSeq and is a predicted model, not a curated record.
AUGAAGAGGAUCCCAUAUGCAUCAGCAAUUGGAUCCAUCAUGUAUGCCAUGCUAUGUACUCGGAUUGAUGUCUCAUGUGCUUUGAGCACUUGUAGUAGAUAUCAAUCGGAUCCAGGUGAGCGUCACUGGAUGGCUGUCAAGAAUAUUCUUAAGUACUUGAAGAGGACUAAGGAUAUGUUCUUGGUUUAUGGAGGGGAAGAUGAGCUCACUGUAAGAGGAUACAGUGAUGCUAGUUUCCAAACGGACAAAGAUGAUUAUCGAUCGCAAUCAGGGUUUGUAUUUUGUCUCAAUGGCGGUGCAGUGAGCUGGAAGAGCUCCAAGCAAAGCACUGUAGCGGACUCUACAAUGGAGGCUGAGUAUAUUGCAUUGUCAGAUGCGGCCAAGGAGGGGAGGAUGGUUAGGAAAGGUUGGGGAGUAACUGGAGAAUUGUCGAAUGAGAUUCAACAGUUUUAUAAGCAGGGAAGAAAGGAAAAGGGGCAAGAUGAUGUUUUUGCAGCUUGUUCUAGUAAGACUAAGAAGAAGCAAUGGAAGCAAAAGAAAGGUCCAAAAGUUGGACCACGAAAAAAGCCUUUUAAGAAGGAUGCUUCUAAGACUGAGAAGGGCAAAGAAAAGGUCAAUGAUAAAGGGUAG